This is a messenger RNA of Talpa occidentalis (Iberian mole), 3346 nucleotides long. It is a transcript of the gene BSPRY, whose product is annotated as B-box and SPRY domain containing. The transcript is spliced from 6 exons. Gene Ontology annotation, molecular function: protein binding; zinc ion binding. The coding region runs from base 1 to 1275 and encodes 424 amino acids. NCBI's taxonomy places the organism in Eukaryota, Metazoa, Chordata, Mammalia, Eulipotyphla, Talpidae. The record is from RefSeq and is a predicted model, not a curated record.
AUGUCCGCCGAGAACAUGGGGCCCGGACCCGGGCCGGACCCGCAGGCGGGACCCAGGCCCAGGCUUGGGUCGGGGUCGGGGUCGGGGCCGGAACCCGGGUCCGAACCCGGGUCCGAACCCGGACCCCUCUGCCCGGAGCACGGCCAGGCUCUGAGCUGGUUCUGUGGCUCCGAGCGACGCCCGGUGUGCGCCGCCUGCGUGGGGCUGGAUGGCCGCUGCCGGGGGCACCGCACCCGCCGGGCCGAAGAGCGCGCGGAGGAGCUACGGAACAAGAUUGUGGACCAGUGUGAGCGGCUGCAGUUACAGAGCGCUGGCAUCACCAAAUAUGUGGCUGAAGUCCUGCCAGGGAAGAACCAGAGAGCAGUGAGCAAGGCCAGUACAGCACGGGAACUGGUCAUCCAGCGACUGGGUCUCGUGAGGAAUCUGUGCGAGAAUGAGGAGCAGCGGUUGCUGGAACAGGUGCACGGCGAAGAGGAGCGGGCCCACCAGAGUAUCCUGACGCAGCGAGCACACUGGUCCCAGGCGCUGCAGAAGCUCGACACCAUCCGCACCAGCCUGGUGGACAUGCUUACCCAUCUGGAUGACCUCCAGCUGAUUCAGAAGGAGCAAGAGAUUUUUGAGAGGACUGAGGAAGCAGAAGGCAUUUUGGAUCCCCAGGAUUCGGAAAAGUUGAACUUUAAUGAGAAGUGUAUUCGGAGCCCACUACUGACACAACUCUGGGCAACAGCCGUUCUUGGGUCCCUCUCAGGUGCUGAGGAUGUGCGUAUUGAUGAGAGGACAGUCAGCCCCUUCCUGCAAUUGUCAGACGAUCAAAGGACCCUGACCUUCAAUGCUAAGAAGUCCAAGGCCUGUGCAGAUGGCCCGGAGCGCUUUGACCACUGGCCCAAUGCCCUCGCUGCCACCUCCUUCCAGGCCGGGCUGCAUGCUUGGAUAGUGAACGUCCAGAACAGUUGUGCCUAUAAGGUGGGCGUGGCCUUAGGUCAGCUGCCCCGAAAGGGUUCUGGCAAUGACUCCCGUUUGGGCCACAACGCCUUCUCCUGGGUCUUCUCUCGCUACGACCAGGAAUUCCGUUUCUCGCAUGACGGGCAACACGAGCCCCUGGGGCUGCUGUGCUGCCCUGCCCAACUGGGAGUGCUGCUGGACCUGCAGGCUCAGGAGCUGCUGUUCUAUGAGCCAGCCUCGGGCACCGUGCUGCACACUCACCACGCGUCCUUCCCUGGGCCCCUCUUCCCAGUCUUUGCUGUGGCAGACCAGGCCAUUUCCAUUGGCCGCUGACCUUUGGCCCCAGAGAGCUUGGUCGACCUCCCUAACACUCUUUCAGGCCACAUUUCUAUCCCGUGGCUUUUUCUUGAAUGUUGCCUGGGCUUAAUGGGCAGCUUGAGAGGGGGUGGGGUUGUUUCAGAUCUGGGUGCAGUUGUUAAACAUUGGGUGUCUCCAGGGCAGGGGACCUGCUGCUCCCUGGGCCUUAGUCUUCCAAUCCCACUGUGCACCUGCCCCUCUGAUGGUGUCUUAUUCACUACGUUGUCUCUGACAUUCCAACAUGGUGCCCGGUGCAUAGUGAGUAUGCAAUAAGUAUUUGGUGAGUGAGCUUAUGGGUGGAUGGAUGGAGGGAUCGAUGGACAUAUGGUGACCGGGUAUCCAGGUUACUGGGUACAUAUGAUAGAGUCUUCUGGAGGAACACUGCCUUUCAGCCUCCUGUCCAUCAGUGUGUAGAAGUGGUUCUCUGGCAGAAAAGUCUGUAUCUGAAGCUCUUUGAUCUCAAUUCAGUGCUUCUCAAACCUUUUCAUGACAUGGACACAUAGAGGAAAUAUUUUUCUAGAAUACAAGGACAACCUGGAAGGAAUUUCAAACUCCUGCCAGGCUGCUCAGGGCCAAAGGACUCAUUCCCCAGUUCCUGCCUAGCCCUGAGGUCAACCAUGGGGGUCCUAUCUCUAGGUAGCCUGACGAUAACACAACCAUUGGCAGCUGAGCUCCCGCCUGUGCCCACCAUGGUACAGGAAGGAGGGCUGCUGCUGAGGAGGGCUUCCAGCUAGCAGCCCCGCUGGCAAAGUGGAGAGUUGGGGCAAGGGCUCCUAGUCAGAAAGAGCCGAGGGAGCAAGAAGACCGGCCGUAGGGAUCAUGCACAUUAUUAAAGGUUUUAAAAGACUAAAAACUCCAUGUUUGCUGGUCACUGGGUGGGCACUGGAUGCAGGCAUGUCUUCAGUGCCCAGCUUGGAUCUUAAGCAUGCAUUUGCUAGGCAACUAAUGUCUUCUCACCCUCAGCCACAUUCCCAGAAAAUAAGGGAGUGGCAACUCAGCAUGCAUGUCCCUAAGAGCCUGGACACCAUGGGCAGUUCCCCUUCCAGUCUCUCACUGUGCUCUCACAUUUUGUUUACUCUGGGAACACAGCUCAGUCUUGUCUUCAACUUCAGGUUCCUGGGCCCAAAGAUUAGGAGGCAGAACCCUCCCCUUCCUACCUCUAAGUGUGCUCAAUAAUUUGCUUAAAACACUGGAUAGAUUAAAUCCAGUCCACAGACAUAUGGGCACCUUUUGGCUGAGAUGAUUUCUGAGACGGGUCACCACCUGUGUCCUCACUGCCUGGCACUUGGGAAUUAAUGUCGAGUCACUUGGCCUUGGCAUCAGGCAUAAGGCAGACAGAUCCAGAAGAGGUGUAGCCAAGUUCGAAAGUUUGCCUCUGCCCUCAAGCCUGGGUCAAAGCCAAACUCUUCUGCUGGGCACCCAAAGGUCCCCAUGUCAUGCCUCCCAAACUAUCCCUCUUAGCUCCCCACAGCAGCCUUUAGUCCAGGUUCUGGGCCUGCUGUGAGGAAUGCCCUCUUCUUGUUCUGCCUGUCUGAACAGCACCCUCCAUUCAGGGUCUACUCCAGAGCACACCCUGGCUGUUGGCACCAGAACACACUGUGUACGUGCCUAUGUGUCCUCACCUGUGAUGUCUCGUGCCAGGGGUGUGUGAAGAAGGGAAAGGCAAGAAGAGACAUGGAACUCAACCUACUUCUUCAAUCUCCAGCAGUUCUCACUUCCCUACACUCCUGCCCCUCCAGCUCUGGUUUCUGUCCCCUGUGCCUUUCUACCCCCAUGCUAAUCCCUAUGACUGCAGGGUCUCUCAAGAUCAGAUCUACAUCCUCCCAGGACUGGCACUGUGCUGUCUCAUGUGACAUAGACCUCUAUCCACUUGUAGCCUAAUAGUCAAGUCAGUGGGCUCUGGAGUCAGACAUUCCUAAAUAGGAACCCCAGCUCCCUCAUGUAUUAGCUGUGACCUCAGGCUACUUGAACACUGAACCCCAUUCCUCAUUUUUAAAGUGUGGGUCACACCACCCACUAGGAACCACUGGGGGUUAUGUAUCAUACA